AUGUCGACGGGGUCUACACCAGAGCAUGAUAGUACUCAAGAAACCAUUACAGAACAUCUAGGUUUUGCUCCAAGUCAGCUCAUUGACGAUGUCAUCAAUACCGUCAACGAGUUAUUGUAUCAGACCAUGACUUCGUUGGCACAGUUUGUAGAGGAGCAAAUGGACCCAGGAGACGAAGUAGAUAGGGGAAUGGCAGAGAUUGAAACGCUAAUGGAGCAUAGUGUUGACAAAUACUUUGAUAAAUUCGAACUCUUUGUAACCAAAAACGUCUUCUCGGUGCCAAAAGGACUAUCAAUACCGUCCCCUCAAUAUCAGGGCUUGAAUCUAAACGUAACAGCAGCUGAUGAAGAAUCGAUAGAUCAAGAGUUGGCUGCAGCGAGAAAACGAUUACUAGCGUCAAGAAUGUUAAAUCACCGCCUAAAGACAGAGACGGAAUUAGCACGCCAGCAGAUAGGUCUUCUGCAGCCACUACGGAACCAAAUGCUGCGACUUGAAUCUAUACCUGUGGACUGUCAUGUAUCACCACUACCCGCCUAUCUGACACAACUAGCAGACUCCAUCACAUCUAUGCGAACAGCCUACGAAAACACCACUACUCAAUUAUCCAGAACAUCACUAUCAUCACUGAUUUCUCGAGCAUCUAAACGAUCCCAAUACUUGUCUUCAGCUAUUGCUCAUCACAUGGAGGAACGAAAGCAUCGAGAUGAUGACAGCAGCAACAACAAGGAUACUGGUCAAAGUGACGAUGGUGAUCCUACAAGUAGCGGUGGUGGUAAACGUCAUGGUUCCGGUGUUGAAUUGGAGAUACCGGAAUCAAAGAAGAGGAGGAGAAGCUCGUGGGUGAGAACUGGGAUACCGGUGCCAGCUAAGAACGUGGAUUUUCAGACAGAGGUCAUGGAAGCUGAUUCAGUAGGGGUCUCAAAAGAUAUUGAGGCUUUUCAGCAAUUGCUGGAACGAUCAUGA
Molecule: messenger RNA, 963 nt
Organism: Synchytrium microbalum
Lineage: Eukaryota; Fungi; Chytridiomycota; Chytridiomycetes; Synchytriales; Synchytriaceae
Exons: 6
Coding region: 1-963 (320 amino acids)
Biological process (GO): mitotic cell cycle; protein localization to kinetochore; kinetochore assembly
Cellular component (GO): chromosome, centromeric region; nucleus
Source: RefSeq, a predicted model, not a curated record